GGGAGCCGCGGGGAGCGCGCGGGACGCGGCCCGAGGCCGGGCGCGAGCCGGGGCACCGGGCGGCGGCGGCGGCGGCGGCGGCGCGCGCCAUGUCGUUCAGUGAAAUGAACCGCAGGACGCUGGCGUUCCGAGGAGGCGGGUUGGUCACUGCCAGCGGCGGCAGCGGCGGCUCCACGAACAAUAACGCUGGCGGGGAGGCCUCGGCUUGGUCUCAGCAGCCGCAGCCAAGACAGCCGCCGGCGCCGCCCGCGCUCCAGCAGCCCAAUGGGCGGGGGGCCGACGAGGAAAUGGAAUUGGAGGGCCUGGAGCCCCAAGACUUGGAGGCCGCGGCUGGGGUGGCCAGUGCCGCCGCCGAGGAAGCCAAGGAGUUGCUGCUCCCCCAAGACGCGGGCGGCCCCACCUCGCUGGGCGGCGGUGGCGUGGGGGGCCCCCUGCUAGCGGAAAGGAACCGUCGGACUCUGGCCUUCCGAGGCGGUGGCGGCGGCGGGGGUCUCGGCAACAAUGGCAGCAGUAGCCGCGGCCGGCCCGAGACCUCGGCGUGGCCCCUGAGGCAUUUCAAUGGGCGAGGGCCUGCGCCCGUGGAUCUGGAGCUGGACGCGCUGGAGGGGAAGGACUUGAUGCCGGACGGCGCGUCCCUGAGCGACAGCACCGAGGACGAGGAGGAGGGGGCGAGCCUGGGCGACGGCAGCGGGGCGGAAGGCGGCAGCUGCGGCAGCAGCAGGCGGUCGGGCGGCGAUGGCGGGGACGACGCGGAGGGCAGCGGUGUGGGAGCUGGCGAAGGAGAGGCUGUCCAGCACUUCCCGCUCGCGCGGCCCAAGUCCCUCCUGCAGAAGCUCCAGUGCUCCUUCCAGCCCUCCUGGCUCAAGGACUUCCCCUGGCUGCGCUAUUCCAAGGAGACCGGCCUCAUGUUCUGCGGCUGGUGCCAGAAGCCCCCCGAGGACGGGGCCGGCGCGGAUCUCCCCGCCUCGGGGCACGACGAGCUUUCGCGGGGGACCCGCAACUACAAGAAGACCCUGCUUCUGAGGCACCACGUCUCCACCGAGCACAAACUCCACGAAGCCAACGCCCAGGAGUCAGAAAUACCGUCAGAGGAGGGGUACUGUGACUUUAAUAGUAGGCCAAAUGAGAACUCUUAUUGCUAUCAACUUCUUCGACAACUAGAUGAACAGAGAAAGAAAGAUAUUCUUUGUGAUGUCAGCAUUGUGGUGAGCGGGAAAAUCUUUAAAGCUCAUAAGAACAUCCUGGUUGCAGGCAGCCGUUUCUUUAAGACUUUAUAUUGCGUUUCAAACAAAGAAAGCCCUAACCAAAACAAUACUACCCAUUUAGAUAUUGCUGCAGUUCAAGGUUUUUCAGUCAUCUUGGACUUCUUGUAUUCUGGUAACCUGGUGCUUACAAGCCAAAAUGCCAUUGAAGUGAUGACAGUUGCCAGCUACCUUCAAAUGAGUGAAGUUGUUCAAACUUGCCGAAAUUUCAUUAAAGAUGCCUUAAAUAUAAGCAUUAAAUCAGAAGCUCCAGAGUCUGUAGUUGUGGACUAUAAUAAUAGGAAGCCAGUUAAUAGAGAUGGUCUGUCUUCAUCACGGGAUCAAAAAAUCGCCAGCUUUUGGGCAACACGGAAUCUUACCAAUUUGGCAAGUAAUAUAAAAAUUGAAAAUGAUGGUUGUAAUAUCGACGAGGGCCAAAUAGAAAACUACCAAAUGAAUGACAGUAAUUGGGUCCAGGAUGGUUCUCCUGAGUUGGCUGAAAAUGAAUCUCAAGGUCAAACAAAAGUGUUUAUUUGGAAUAAUACGGGCUCCCAGGGAAUUCAAGAGACUGGCAAAACAAGGAGGAAAAACCAAACUACAAAGAGAUUUAUUUAUAACAUACCACCUAAUAAUGAAACAAAUUUAGAAGAUUGCUCAAUGAUACAGCCACCUGUUUCCUAUCCAGAAGAAAAUAAGGCCCUAAUCAUCAAGGAAGAACCAGAUUUGGAUAGUGCUCUGCUCUCAGGGCCAGAUGGUGAUAGGAGUAUGAAUGCAAAUUUAUUGGCUGAAGCCUGCUCUGGUCAAGAUGGAGGUGAUGCUGGUACUUCACAUGAUUUCAAGUAUGGUUUGAUGCCUGGCCCUUCAAGUGAUUUCAAGUAUGGAUUGAUACCAGGUACUUCAAGUGAUUUCAAGUAUGGAUUGCUACCAGGUGCUUCAAACGAUUUCAAGUAUGGAUUAUUGCCAGAAUCUUGGCCAAAACAAGAAACAUGGGAAAAUGGUGAAUCAUCUCUAAUCAUGGACAAGUUAAAAUGCCCUCAUUGUAACUAUGUAGCCAAAUACAGACGAACACUAAAAAGGCACUUGCUCAUUCAUACCGGAGUAAGAUCAUUUAGCUGUGAGAUUUGUGGAAAGCUGUUUACUCGAAGAGAGCAUGUAAAAAGACAUUCCCUGGUGCAUAAAAAAGAUAAAAAAUACAAAUGUAUGGUGUGUAAGAAGAUCUUCAUGUUAGCAGCCAGUGUUGGAAUAAGACACGGAUCUCGGCGCUACGGUGUUUGUGUAGACUGUGCAGAUAAAUCACAGCCAGGAGGGCAAGAAGGUGUAGAUCAGGGACAGGACACAGAAUUCCCUCGGGAUGAAGAAUAUGAGGAGAAUGAGGUUGGAGAAGCUGACGAAGAGCUGGCUGAUGAUGGAGAAGAUCAGAAUGACCCAUCUCGGUGGGAUGAAUCAGGAGAUGCUUGUAUGUCUCUGGAUGAUUAACUGACGACCUAUACUCCUCAAGGAUGCUGCAUUUGGACAUAAUAUGAAUCGACAAUUUGGAUUGUUGAACUUGAAGGCUUGCAAAAUAUGGUACAUGCUGGAUGGUAGUUAUUGCUGUGAAAACUGUAGGGUCAAAGCCUUAUAGCAAAAAAAAAUUUUUUUUUUAUAUUUGCACAGGACUGUACAGCAAACAACCAUGUGGUUGGAUUACAUGGAGUCCCCACAUAUUCAGUCAGUUAUCAAAGUAAAAUAUUUUUUAUUUAUAGGAUAUACAGUAACUUUGGGUCCUAUGAAAAUAGUACUUGUCCUUUAUAGAACUUACAUUCAUGUGCCACUUUUUAACAUGAAUGAAGAAAAUCCAUUUAUGUAAGUACAGUGACAGUUGACCCAAUCACUCUGUCCAUCAAACCACUCAGGCUAGUUUGUACUAGUAGAGUUUUGUUUCUAUUUUUAUUUUUAUUAAUUUUAUUUUUUUUAAUACAGAUUUUCAGUGAGGGGCUUUUUCAACCCCAUUGGUUCUAUUUUCUUGUAUUUUUCCAUUUUAAUUUGCUUCAUAACUUAAACCAAGUCUCUUCUAGUCUUAGGUAUUAUUUCUCAGUUUUGUGCUGAUAGGCAUGUUUAUAAGAACUGGAGAGGUAAUUUAUUGGAAUGAACUAAUCAAUUCCCCUCAACCCCCUUUCCUUUUUUGACAUGAAUUUUAUGACUUCACAAAUGAAGAAUGACGUUGCGAGGUUAUCAAGGCGAAGUUGACAAAUGCCACUAAAAUGAUUAUGAUUUAGAAGUAACUUUCUCUUGCUGCUCUAAUCUAAUAAAUGGUUGCUAUCUGAUGUUUCCUGACA
Castor canadensis (American beaver) is the source of this 3556-nucleotide messenger RNA. RefSeq names its product zinc finger and BTB domain containing 10 (gene Zbtb10). Lineage: Eukaryota; Metazoa; Chordata; Mammalia; Rodentia; Castoridae. The record is from RefSeq and is a predicted model, not a curated record. Gene Ontology annotation, biological process: regulation of transcription by RNA polymerase II. Gene Ontology annotation, molecular function: DNA-binding transcription factor activity, RNA polymerase II-specific; RNA polymerase II cis-regulatory region sequence-specific DNA binding; protein binding.